This is a messenger RNA of Chlorella variabilis, 3987 nucleotides long. RefSeq lists its product as hypothetical. Gene Ontology annotation, biological process: regulation of mitochondrial mRNA stability; chloroplast rRNA processing; mitochondrial RNA processing. The transcript is spliced from 15 exons. Lineage: Eukaryota; Viridiplantae; Chlorophyta; Trebouxiophyceae; Chlorellales; Chlorellaceae. Bases 1 to 3987 code for a protein of 1328 amino acids. Gene Ontology annotation, molecular function: RNA binding. The record is from RefSeq and is a predicted model, not a curated record. Gene Ontology annotation, cellular component: mitochondrial matrix; ribonucleoprotein granule.
AUGGAAACCGCUGCAGCGACCGCAGCGGCGCAAUUGCGCGUCCACGCGUCGGCCUUGCGUCGGCCCGCACCUGCCGUGACGCAUGCACCCCUACGGUGGCCUUCUGCCAACACUCGGCCCAGCUACCAGCAAGGGGGUUGCCAGCACCAUCCCCCCGUUUGCUCCGCGACCGACCAUGCCGCGGCCGCCACCGACGGGCUCCAGCCUGCGCAGCCGCCCGCCUCAGCUGAUGGCACCCCGAGCGUGCAGCAGCUGAAGGCAGCCUGCCACGACGCCGCGGCUUUUGCAGCAGCCCUGGAGCGCCUGACGGAGCGUGGCAGCGGCGGCGGCGCUACCGAGGCUCACGUGGUGGCGGCAUGGGCUGCACAGCGCCGCAGCCCGGCCCUGCACCCGGUGCCGGGGUCGGCGCAGGAGGCGGACGCGCUGCGGGCGCUGGUUGCGCUGGAGGAGCUGACGAGGCGCCAUCUGGUGGCGCUCACACCCGACCAGCUGGGCUAUGUCUUCAGGUGCUAUGUGCUGGCUGGCGGCGAAUCCAGGCCGCUCCUGCAGCGCCUGCAGCAGACGGCCUGCAGCUGGAGGGCCCUGGACUUUAGCGCCGCAGGGUUGGCAGAGCUGGCAUGGGCCCUUGCCUCCAGCAGCGAGCCUGUGUCAGACGGCUGCCGCCAGUUGCUCCAUGCUGCGCUGCAAGAAAAACACAUAGACGGCUGUCAGCAGGGCCAGCAGGAGCAGCAGCAGGUGCAGGCACAGCAGCAGCAGCCCAGCAUGGGUUUGCCUCAGCAAGAGCACCAUGCGCAGCAGCAGCAGCAGCAGGUGCCGCCCCGCACGCCACCGCUGCGGCAUUGGAGCGUCUGGUUUGAAGGCGCGCCAGCCAGCAAGGUGGCGCUGCUGCUGUGGGCAGCCGGCCGCCUAGGCUGCCGUCCCUGCAAGGCCUGCACGCAGGCGGCAGCAGCAGCGCUGCUGCGGCCUGGCGCCGGCCUGGCCUCGCUCCCAACAAAGUCGCUUGGGACGCUGCUGUGGGCGCUGGCCACGCUGAGGGCGGAGCAGCACACAGCGCUGGCACGGGCGGUCACUCAGGCCCUGGGCGAUCGCCUGGAGUCUGCCCUGGGGUGGGAGCAGGGCGAGGCGCUGCCGCCUGCAGGAGCACAAGGGGAGGUGGUGAUGCCGCGAUCAUCGGCCGCGGGAGGCCUGUCGUUUGGCGACGACAGCGGCGGCAGCGUGCUUGGCAGCGGGCCGGGUGGCGGCAGCACUGAGGAGGAGGAGGAGGAGGAGGCGGUGCUGGGGGGCGCAGCCACGCCGGCGCCUAUGCCUCACGUGGGCUCUACCAGCUUUGGCGAGGAGCGGCAGUCAGGAGCAGGAGGCACCGGCACUGGGAGCAGCAGCAGCUGGUGGCAGGCAGGGAGGCAGGACUUUCCCACCGGCAUGCUGAGCACCGUGGUGUGGGCGUGUGGGCGGCUGCGGCACGGCGACCCGCGGCUGCUGCAGGCUGCGGCCGCUCUGCUGCAGGAGCAGGUGGAGGAGAUGUCUCCUGGGGACGUGGCCAGGGUGCUGUGGGGCCUGGCGCAGCUGGGCCACUGCCCCGCCCCGCUGCUGUCGGCCGUGGCGGCCCACCUGCAGGCGCCGGGCGUGCUGCCCGAGUUUGGUGUGCGCCAGCUGGCCAUGACGACACAUGCGUUUGUCGCGCUGGACUUCUUCCCAGGCCAGGGCUGCGUGGACCUGGUUGCCGACGCGUGCCUGGCCGCCCGCCACGCGUUUGGCGGCGAGCCGCGCGCGCUGAGCAACGUGCUGUGGAACAUGUCACGCCUGGGGCACGUGGACGAGCUCUUCUACCUCGCCUUUGUGCCCGUCAUCCUGCCCAGCAUCGAGCGGUACGGUCCCAGCGAGCUUGCUGACGUGGCGCGCGUGUACAGCCGCAACGGGCUCAACCCGGGCGACGAGCGCGGCGGCGGCGGCACGCUGUUUGAUGCGCUGGCGCGCCAGACCGUGGAUCGCAUCCAGGGCGCAGACCUGCAGGACGUGCUCAGGCGGGUGGCUGGCCUGGCUGCAGGGAUCAUGACCGCCUUCCACCAGAUGGGGCUGCAGCCCGAGGAGCUGCUGGCGGCGGCGCUGAGCCUGGCGCUGUGGAGCUUUGCCCGCAUGGGCACCAGCAGCCGCAAGCUGCUGGAGACGGCGGCGGCAUGCGCAGAGCAACAGCUGGCGGCCUUCACCCCCGCCCAGCUGGCCAAGGUGGCCUGGUCGCUGGCCAAGCUGCGGUGGCCCGCGCCGCGCGUGCUGCGCCACGCGGGCGCCCAGCUGGCGGAGCGCACCGCCGCUUUCAAUGACAAGGAGGCCUCCAACGUGCUGUGGGCGCUGGCGAGCGAGGGCGAGGCGCUGCCCGGGGAGGCUCUGGAUCGCAUCGCCGCCAACCUGGCGCCGCGGCUGAAGUCGUUUGGGCCGCAGUCUCUGGCCAACAUUGCGUGGGCGUAUGCCACGCUGGGCCACCACCCCGCGGCGCCCCACUUCCUGCGCCAGCUGGCGCACGCCGCGCAGCGCUGCCUGCCAGUGUUUGAGCCCCAGGGCCUCUCCCUGCUGGUCUGGUCCCUGGCCUCCCUGGACUGCCGGCAGGCAGAGCUGCUGGGCAAGAUUGUGUCCCUGUGCUGCGACCAGCCCAGCCUGCUGCGCCAGUUUGAGGGGCAGCACCUGGCCAACCUUGUGUGGGGCAUGUGCCGCGUGGGAUACUGCCCCGCCCAACGCUUCCUGGAAGCCGUGGCGCUGGAGGUGCAGCUGCGUGUGUGCGACCUGAAGCCACAGGAGCUCUUCAACAUUGUGUGGGCGUUUGCGCAGCUGGGCUACCACCCCGCGUGUCUGUUUGAUGCUGUGGCGCUUGAGGCGGCGCCCCAAGCCGUCUCCUUCUCCCCGCAGGAGCUCAGCGGCAUGCUGUGGGCUCUGGCCAAGGCGGAGCAUGCCACUCGCGCCACCGGCGUCCUGCUGGAGGCUGUGGAGCACGAGGUGGCGGCACGGGCCGCCCGCUUCGAGCCCCGCCACCUGGCCAUCGUGGCCUGGAGCGCCGGCCAGCUGGGGCACGUGGUGCGGCCCGCCGCGCUGGCGGCCUUGCUGGGCGCCGUGCGGCCCGCGGCCUUGGAGGCGCGCUCCCUGGUGCCGCUGGUAGCCGGGCUGGCGGCUAUGGAACAGCAGCGGCAGCGGGACGAAAGGCCACAGCAGCGGCAGCGGCGGCAGCAGCAGCAGCAGGAGGCGGCGCCGGUCGAGCCGGCGGCGGGUGCUGCCGCCGGCGCCCAGCAGCCCAGCCGCGCCUCUUCCCCGCUGGUGCCGCCGCAGCUGCUGGAUGGGCUGGUGGGCCGCACCCGCCAGCUGCUGCCGGGCCUGAAACCUUUUGAGCAUGGCCAGCUGGUGUAUGGCUUUGCCGUGCUGGGCAGCCCGCUGGCACGGCAGGUGCUGCUGCUCUCGCCUGACGGGCCUGCCAGCGGGAUGCUGGCGUCGGCCGCGCGCCACGCCCCGCUGCCUGUGGUUGUUGGCCUGCUGUGGGCGGUGGCCAGGUGGGGGUGCUACUCCUCCCCCGGCCUGCCUCGCAUCGCCGAUCGCCUGCGCCGCACCAGCCCGCAGUACCGCCUGCCUCGCCCCGCGCUGGUGAUGCUGGGCCAGGCGCUGCGCAGCAUGCCGCCACGCGAGGUGCUGGCGCUGGCUCUGCCCUCGGGCAUGCAGCGCGCGGCGCUGGUGGCGGCAGCCGCGGCGGCACGGCGGGACGCGGCGGAGGCUGCCGGCGGCGCACGCGUUGCCAUCGGUGGCGGCGGCGAGGAGGCGGAGGCCCGGGGCGCGUCGCGCUGGAGCAGCUUCCCUGAGGACGAUGGGCGGCGGCGGCGUGCUCUGGCGGCAGGGGCUGGCCCGGAGCUGGGGGCCGUCGUUCAGCCCCCUGACGACCCUGCUGACUAUGAGGAGGGGGAGGUGCCUCUGGGGGCGACGUACGAAGCAGAGGAGGACUUCCAGAGCCUGUAG